Morone saxatilis (striped sea-bass) is the source of this 697-nucleotide messenger RNA. Its product is annotated as placenta-specific protein 9-like. The record is from RefSeq and is a predicted model, not a curated record. Lineage: Eukaryota; Metazoa; Chordata; Actinopteri; Moronidae. The transcript is spliced from 3 exons. The coding region runs from base 252 to 545 and encodes 97 amino acids.
UGUUUUCAUUAGGAAACUGGGCGCAACCAAGUCAACCAGGAAAGGAUUAGAGAGCAAGAGAGCGAACGCAGGGGCAAAGAGAGAGAGGAAGAGUUGUGGAGGAGUAAAAGUCUUUUUGUUUCCAGUCUGAUUCUGAAUUAGAGGAGAUUUGUUCUCUCUCUCUCUCUCUCUCUCUCUCUCAUUCUCCCACCCUGUCUUUUCCCCACACACGCUCUUCACUCUUCGUCUCCAGCUGCUCGCCAGGUUUCACCAUGACCCGCCCCUCCGUCUCCUCCGUUGGACUCAUCUUCCUUCUGAUUGGUUGCACUGCAGCAGGACCUGAGCCCCGAGCGGUGCGUUCAAGUGCCUGUCAAGAGCACACAAACCUCCACAACCGCCUGGAUGUAGUGGAGAAGAAAGUGGAGGACACAGUGCAGAAUUUGGAGGUAGAGCUGGCCGCUCUUCUGGAUGCCAUUGAGGCCCCGAAGUGGCGCCCCCUGUUGGACAACACAGGAAAGCCAACCGUGGAUAUCCUGGAAGACCCGGAGCAGAGGGGCCAGUCUUGAACUUACCAGAAACCCACGGAGGAGGAACUCAAGACUCUUGGACUUUGCAGGCUUAAAUCUGUUCCCAUGACUUUUUUAAUGUGUGUAUGCAUACAUUGUUUCCUUUAUAUCAAAAUUAAGUUUUUAUCUUAAAGAGGAGGCACAAGGCCAAA